CGGCGUUAAACAGAGGAGCUUCAAGAUGGCGCAGGCAAUAUUUGAGGUUCUAGAAGGUAUGGACAAUCAGACGGUGCUCAAUGUCCAGUCACUGUUAGAUGGUCAAGGGGGAGUUUUGGAUCCAAACACACAAAACGUUUCAGGAACAACAAUCCAACCAAUGGAUGACGAUGAUGUGUUUCUCUGUGGUAAAUGUAAGAAGCAGUUCAACUCUCUGCCGGCGUUCAUGACCCACAAGCGUGAGCAGUGUCAGUCCAAUACCCCGUCUCUGGCCACUGUUUCCCUGGCCUCCAACAACACCUACACCUCUGUCCCCUCCAUCAGCGCCGCUAACAGACAGGUGUCCACAUACAUCACGGUGCCGCCGUCUCCGCUCACACACACUCUGGUGCAGGGGAACGUGCUGGUCAGCGAUGAGGUGUUGAUGUCCGCCAUUUCUGCCUUCAGCUCUCUGGAUCCAAUGACCACCAUGCAGGGCUCCGUGCAGAGUAAUCUGAGCAUGCAUGCGGGAUCCUCGUACCUGCAGCCUCCUCAGCCCCUCCCUCAAGUGCAGGCCACGCCCCUCUCACAGGUGUCAUCCAGCAACAGCAGUUCAGUGGUGCAGGUGUACAGCGCACUGCCUCCGCUGACCGGAGGAGGAACUGCAGAGGUGCCCGCGCUCGGACUGCAGUCCUUUCAGUCUAUACAGUCCAUCCAGGUGCCCAGUCAGUGUGUGGAGGGUCAGGUGUUCAGCGCCGCUCCAGUUUACAGCCCAGGAAAACAGAGCACCAAAAACAAGGCCUGCACCAUCAGCACAAACCUCGCAGAGCUGGCAGAAUAUGACAAGGUUAUCAUCCCCAAGAGGAGCAGAGUCUCCAAGAAAACACAGGAUGCAGGCCAAGCCAAAGGAAAAGUCCAGAAACUCAAGUGCAAUUACUGUGAAAAGGUGUUUACCAAGAACUUUGACCUCCAGCAGCACAUCAGAAGGUAAACCAGGAGAUUUAAUAUCAUGUUGUUUAUAUUCAUUUAUG
Molecule: messenger RNA, 1010 nt
Organism: Danio aesculapii
Lineage: Eukaryota; Metazoa; Chordata; Actinopteri; Cypriniformes; Danionidae
Gene: znf341
Product: zinc finger protein 341
Exons: 7
Coding region: 26-970 (314 amino acids)
Source: RefSeq, a predicted model, not a curated record